This is a messenger RNA of Acanthosepion pharaonis, 747 nucleotides long. The record is from the annotation of a GenBank genome assembly. Lineage: Eukaryota; Metazoa; Mollusca; Cephalopoda; Sepiida; Sepiidae.
AUGGACCACUUUGACCUUCUUUUUACCCAUGAACCCCCUUUACCCUUCUUUUUACCCAUGGACCAAUUUUCCUUUCUUUUUUUAACCAAGAACCCCUUGUCCCUUCUUUUUUUACCCAUGGACUCCUUUUCCCUUCUUUUUUACCCAUGGACCUCUCCCUUCUUUUUACCAAUCAAUCCCUUUUUCCUUUCCUUUUUUUUUACCCAUAGAACCCUUUUUUUUCCUUCUUUUUUACCCAUGGACCAUUCUUACAUUAUUUCUAUCCAUGGACCCCCUUGUCCCUUCUUUUUUACCCAUGGACCCCCUUGUCUCUUCUUUUUUACCCAUGGACCACUUUUCCUUUCUUUUUUAACCAAGGAACCCUUUGACAUUCUUUUUUUACACAUGGACCCCUUUUAUCUUCUUUCUUACUCAUGGAGCCCAUUUCCAUUCUUUUUUUACCCAUGGAACUCUUUUUUACCCAUAAAUCCCUUUUCCUUUCAUUUUUAUACCCAGAGACACUUUUUCCAACUUUUUUACCCAUGGAACGCUUUUCUUUUCUUUUUUUACCCAUGGACACCUUUUCCUUUCUUUUUUUUACACAUGGGCCCCUUGACCAUUAAUUUUUGCCCAUGGACCUCUUUUAUCUUCAUUUUUACCCAUGGACAUCAUUUCCAUUUCUUUUUUUUAUCUCUUUUCUCUGCUUUUUACCCUUGGACCCUUUUCCCUUCUUUUUUACCCAUGGACUUCUUGUCCCUUCAUUUUUAG